UUCUGUUUAAUUUUGAGCGGGAGUUCAUAUGAAAUCAAUGGAAAAAAACAAAAGGCGAAAGGUCCGUCUCCCAUACAGACCAGGGGUUUGUGGCGUUUACAAGCGUAUGCAGAUGUUUUUGCCUGAUGGAGAAGAAUUGCUCGCUUUACUUCCGUGUGGAGAAGGGUCCUCGCAAAGGCGAAAUGAUAGACUGCACAAGGAAGAAGAAAAUCAACAUAGGCAGGGUGGUGAAGGGAAACAAUUUCGUCAUCAAAGAAGAUGGCGUGUCUCAGAGGCAUCUGCUGAUUGAGUUGAACCAGGCCAAGAAAUGGGCGGUCACAGACCUCGAUACUUCAAAUGGAACCAUCCUCAACAAUACAAAGCUCCUUCCUCACAAGCCCCGUAUCCUCAAGGAUGGGGACCUUAUCAAAAUUGGAGCCGAGACCAUCAUCAGAGUGUUCUCUAACCCAAACCCUAGCCCUACCCUAAACCCUACCUCUAAUCCUAACCCUAACUCUAGCACUAGCUCAAAGCCUCGCCCUGAACCUAACCUUAUCCCCUGCCCUCCUCCUCAGUCCGUUGUUGGCUCCACCGAUCAAGCAGCCGGGCAAGAUCAAGCAGCGGGGCAAGACAUGACUUUGGCUCAGUGGUUUGAUCAGAUGGAGGAUUGGAUGCCUAAGCAUUUGGAUGAUGUAGCACAAAGUAUCAUCAGCCAGAUUAGAGCUCGCUCCCGUGAGUUCGAUGCACACGUCAUUGAUCAAUACAAUUGAAUUCAAUUUUGCUUCAGGGAGUAGGAAACAAACUAUAGAGCUGUUUCAUUUCAAUUCCUCAGGUCCACAUUUCAUAUCACUCGAACUAAUUGUUCUUUCGCCUUUUGAAUAUUUCUGUUUCUGGGAAAAACUUGUACUAUUGUUGCUAAUAUUAGCGCUUAGUUAUUUGGUCUACCUUUUGUGAAAAAAAAUUGCUCAGUGCAAAUCGA
Messenger RNA from Cryptomeria japonica (Japanese cedar), 958 nucleotides. RefSeq lists its product as uncharacterized. The transcript has a single exon. NCBI's taxonomy places the organism in Eukaryota, Viridiplantae, Streptophyta, Pinopsida, Cupressales, Cupressaceae. The record is from RefSeq and is a predicted model, not a curated record. Gene Ontology annotation, molecular function: protein binding; mRNA binding. Bases 126 to 749 code for a protein of 207 amino acids.